ACAAGUGUGCCAGCUCGUCUGCGCGCGUCCAUGCGUGUUAUGAGCCAAUGUUAUAGACACACAAGUGAAGGUGUAGAAUAACUUAGAUAAUGAUAACAGUGACGCGCUGUAAUUGAUGUAGCUAUAGGCAACGCGGGGAGGAUGGACCUGUUGAGAGUGGAGGGGGGGAGGAGAAAGUGAGGAAAGUUCUGGUCUAAGAAGGGGAAAAAACACAUUUUAACUCAAGGUUGAGUUUCUUUUUUUGUUCUGAUCUUCAACAUUCAUCCAUCCUUACACAAAACAGUGUGCUGAGUAGUAAAUGGACUCGAUCUGACGUCAUCUAAAUCAGCCCUUGCGCGUGUGCGCUCCUGAUCACCAGCUGCGCGCCAGUGCGCGUCCGAGAAGCGUCUGUCUGUGAGGCUGAGCCGAGGAGCCUCUGACUGUCCCGGGCGGUGCAGCGGGGAAUAAGCGAGCACACAUCUGCUAAUGCACAAGGAUGGAUCGAUGGAGUCUAAUGCACGAGAUCCGGCUGCUCCUGCUGCUGCUCUGCGCACUCUUCUACAUCUCCAACGCAGCUGAUCCCAUUGACAUCCUGAAGAUCCUGGAGCUGUCAGAGGACAUGGAGGGUGUAUCACUGGAAGCAGGGCUGUGCACCAGCAGGACAGGCAGAAAGGAGACAGACCUCUCCUUUAAAAUUAACAGAAAGAUCCAAGUGAGCGUGCCCACAAAGCAACUCUUUCCUGAUACCCCAUUCCCUGCAAACUUCUCACUAAUGACGACAGUGAAAGCUGUGAAAGGAUCACAGGUUUUCCUCUUCUCCAUGUAUGACACACAGGGCACUCAGCAGCUGGGUUUAGAAGUGGCCCGCUCUCCUGUGUUCCUGUACGAAGACCACAAGGGUCAACCAACUCCAGAAUUUUAUCCCACCUUCAGAAAGGUCAACCUGGCUGAUGGCAAAUGGCACAGAGUGGCCUACAGUGUGGAGGGCCAGUCGGUGACUCUCUAUGUAGACUGUGAGAAGGUGGACACCCUGGACCUGCUAAGAGGUUUUGAUCCCCACAUCAGCACAGACGGCGUCACGGUGUUUGGGACGAGACUGCUGGACGAGGAUGUGUUUGAGGGAGAAAUCCAGCAGCUGCUGAUUGUUGAUGAGCCUGGAGCGGCAGAGACCUACUGUCAGAACUACAUUCCAGACUGUGAUGCACCUUUACCCUAUGACUCCAUACUAGCAGAGGCUGUGGAGGAAGAAAGGAGGCCCAAAAAAACAGUGGUGGAUGAUUUUGAAGAGUUUGACUACAAUGACCUCUAUGAGGAGAUCCCCGUUGGUAACGAAGCUUCGAAUAUGACUGAGUAUGAGAUAGUAGAGUAUGAAUAUUACGACAACACCACACAGCGGGCCAACGAGUAUGAAUAUGAGGAAGAGUAUGAUGAGCGGUACGGACCUGCUGAGAGAGAUCCGGGCUACUCUCUUCACUCACAGGAUAUACCAGAGAAAGGGGAGAAAGGAGAGCCAGGGUAUCUUGGAGCGGGAACGAGGAUUACAGGACCUUAUGGGCCUCCAGGACCUGAGGGAGAACCGGGACCUCCUGGAAUUACUGGACCAGUGGGGCCUCGAGGAGACCCUGGAGAGCUGGGUCCUCCAGGGCGACCGGGCCUGAAUGGAGCGGACGGGAUACCAGGCCCUCCAGGAAACAUCAUGCUCAUACCGUUCCAGUCAGGUGGAGAUCCUCGGACAGGCGCUGUGGUCUCUGCUCAGGAGGCGCAGGCUCAGGCCAUCUUGCAGCAAACCAAGCUGGCAAUGAAAGGCCCUCCAGGGCCUUUGGGUCUUAGGGGAAGACCUGGACCUCUGGGUUCUCCCGGUCCUUCGGGUUUGAAGGGGAACAGUGGCGAUAUGGGACCACCGGGACCUCCAGGACUGUCAGGUAUCCCGGGUCAGAACGGACGACCUGGUAAACGGGGUAGAGGAGGCGCCGAUGGGGGCCGUGGUGAAAUAGGAGAGUCAGGAGCAAAGGGGGACAGGGGCUUUGAUGGUUUACCCGGCCUUCCCGGGAACAAAGGACACAAGGGGGACAGGGGGAAACCUGGUGCUGUGGGUCCAUCAGGACUGCGAGGGGAAAAGGGUUCUAUGGGGCCACCAGGCCCAAGAGGACAACCAGGGGAUUCUGGUCCCAGAGGUCUGAAUGGUCCCAGAGGUCGUCCUGGUCCUCCAGGCCAGCCAGGAAUUCGAGGAAUCGAUGGAGUUCAAGGUUCAAAAGGAAACAUAGGACCACCCGGAGACACCGGAGCAUCUGGACAACAAGGCAAUCCUGGGAUUGUGGGUUUUCCUGGUCCUCAGGGUUUGGUUGGAUUACCAGGAGAGAAGGGACCACAAGGAAAGAAAGGGAUGCGAGGUCUACCUGGAAACGAUGGACCCCCAGGACACCCAGGACGAGAGGGCACCCCGGGUGAAAAAGGACUGCCUGGCCCUCUGGGAGUGCAGGGACCUGUUGGAUAUCCCGGCCAACGAGGAGUUAAGGGAGCAGAUGGAAUCAGGGGUCUGAAGGGGAGUAAAGGCGAGAAGGGUGAAGAUGGUUUCCCUGGAGCCAAAGGGGAGAUGGGAGCAAAGGGAGACCCUGGGGACAACGGAGCCCCAGGAGGUCGAGGUGAAGAUGGACCUGAAGGGCCAAAAGGUCAGUUGGGAGCUCUAGGAGAAUCUGGUGCUCCUGGUACCCCCGGAGAAAAGGGAAAACUAGGAGUUCCCGGACUGCCAGGAUAUCCAGGGAGACAAGGACCAAAAGGUUCUGAUGGUUUCCCUGGUGCCAUCGGAGCUUCAGGAGAAAAAGGGAAGAAGGGUCCUGCAGGGCAGCCUGGAGGUGCAGGCCAAAGAGGUCCGAAUGGUUCACGUGGAGCCAGAGGUGCCAAAGGGCCUACAGGGAAACCAGGAGAAAAGGGUGCCUCCGGACAUGACGGCCCCCCGGGAUCUCCUGGAGAGAGAGGACCUCAAGGACCACAAGGAGGAAAUGGAGAGCCAGGACCUAAAGGAUCACCUGGUCCAGCAGGGAAGGACGGACUUCCAGGUCAUCCAGGUCAAAGAGGAGAACCAGGUUUCCAAGGAAAAACAGGACCUCCAGGACCCUCUGGUGUUGUCGGACCUCAGGGCAAAUCGGGGGAACCUGGCCCAACAGGAGAUAGAGGUCACCCGGGGGCACCAGGUGUGCCCGGAGAGCAUGGCUUACCUGGGUCUGCUGGAAAGGAAGGUGGAAAGGGGGAUCCUGGUUUACAUGGGACAGCUGGAAAAAAUGGGCCUCCAGGUCUGAAAGGGUUCAGAGGGAGCAGAGGAGCCCCUGGAAUUAUGGGACCACCUGGUCUGAAAGGAGGAUCGGGACCUGGUGGAUCCGCAGGAGCCAUUGGGCCAACAGGUGAGAGGGGCCCUCCAGGACCAGCAGGUGGCAUUGGACAGCCAGGACGGGCCGGAACCAUUGGUGGACCCGGACCCAUGGGAGAAAAGGGGGAGCCUGGAGAAAAGGGUCCCAUUGGACCGGCCGGCCAGGACGGAGAUCAGGGACCAGUGGGGAUGCCUGGUUCAACAGGUCCAGCAGGUCCCCCAGGAGAUGAUGGUGACAAGGGAGAGCAGGGAGGACCAGGACAGAAAGGCAGCAAAGGAGACAAAGGGGAAGCAGGGCCUCAAGGCCCCGCUGGAACUCAGGGCCCAAUAGGCCAGCCAGGACCUCAGGGUGUGGACGGACUGGCUGGCCCUCGAGGCCAACAGGGCAUGUAUGGCCCCAAAGGCGACGAGGGCCAACGUGGUUUCAAGGGUUCCAAAGGACCGAUAGGGUUACAGGGUAUGCCUGGACUACCAGGUGAAAAGGGCGAGAGUGGACACGUUGGUCUCAUGGGUCCACCUGGGCAACAAGGUCCAACUGGUGCUCAAGGUCCAAUCGGAGGACAGGGACCAGCUGGUAGACCAGGGAUGAUUGGACAGCCAGGCGUUGUUGGGGAAAAGGGAGAAGAUGGUGAAGCGGGUGACCCUGGGCCAGUUGGUUUGGCAGGAAGGCCGGGAGGAAAAGGAGAUGUUGGAGAGAAGGGAGACACAGGUCCUCCAGGAGCGCCUGGUUCUCCAGGAACCAGGGGGCAGCCAGGGGAGGAUGGGGCAAAGGGCAAUGCUGGUCCAAUAGGUCUGACUGGUGAUCUUGGACAGCAGGGAGAGGCUGGGCCCAAUGGUGUAGAUGGCCUUCCUGGAUCUAAAGGAGACAUCGGAGAGCCUGGAAAACCUGGACCGGUGGGGCCAUCAGGAGAACCUGGACCAACUGGACCCCCUGGCAGAAGGGGCCACCUGGGGAAACCAGGAAAGGAAGGAAAAGCCGGCUUGAAAGGAGCAAAGGGUGCUCGUGGACUAGAGGGUCCUAUUGGAAAAAGAGGGCCCAUGGGUGCCCAGGGGCAUCCUGGGAAACCUGGUCCCCAAGGACUACGAGGGAUCCCUGGUCCUGCAGGUGAACAAGGCUUAAACGGUCCCCCGGGAGCCACAGGACCACCCGGUCCCAUGGGUCCACCGGGGUUAGCCGGACUUAAAGGAGAUCCUGGAAGAAAAGGGGACAAGGGUCACGGCGGUCUCAUAGGUCUGAUAGGACCACCAGGAGAUCUAGGAGAAAAAGGCGACAGAGGACUACCAGGAAACCAGGGACUAGGAGGUCCAAAAGGAGAUGAGGGUCCUGUUGGCCCGCCAGGUCCUCCGGGUCCUCCAGGCCCCACAGGAUUAUCUGGUGCAAUCGGUUCAAAGGGCUCUAAAGGAAACCAGGGUCCAAUUGGCCCCAGAGGAGACCCUGGUCCUGCUGGCCCACCUGGACCUCCAGGAGGAGCAGCGGUUGGGACUGUAUCUCUACCGGAGCAGAGGGGACGGCGGAGGAGGACGGACACGGUGGUGGAUGGUGCUGCUUUUGAAGAUGAGGAGGAUGUGAAUGAUGGAGCAGAAGACGACUGGAUACAAGGCGACCAAGCAGGACAAGAUGGCUGGAUGAAGGAGAAGGAGGGUCAGGGCAUGGAGGAGGUGUUUGCCUCUCUUUCCUCAAUAAAAGUGGAGGUAGAGGGUCUGAGGAAUCCACUGGGAACGUACCACAGCCCUGCAAGGACCUGCAAGGAGCUCUGGCUCCUCAAACCAGAUCUCCCCAAUGGUGAGUACUGGAUUGAUCCCAACCAGGGUUGUCACAGAGACUCUUUCAAGGUGUUCUGCAACUUCACCGCUCAGGGAGAGACGUGUCUGAACCCUGACAAGAAGUUCCAGUCGGUGAAAUUAGCAGGCUGGAAAGGGGAAAAACCUGGAACCUGGUACAGCAAAUUCAGAAAAGGAAAACAGUUUUCUUACUCAGGGUCAGAGGGCACGUCCAUCCACAUCGUCCAGCUGACCUUCCUAAAGCUGCUAAGUGCCACAGCCAGGCAGACAUUCACCUACCACUGCCUCAACUCUGCUGCCUGGCUGCACGCUGCUGCCCACAGCCACCAGCAUGCACUGCGUUUCCGAGGCAGCAACGGGGAGGAGCUCACGCACGAGAACACUCACUAUAUCAAUGCACUGUACGAUGGGUGCCAGGCCCGCUCAGGACAGGAGAGAACCGUGUUGGAGUUUGACGCCCCGCUCUCAAACACGCUCCCCAUCAUCGAUGUCGCGGUCUCCGAUUUCGGAGCGGGAAACCAGAAAUUUGGUUUUCAAGUUGGUCCAGUCUGCUUUAACGGUUAACGAACUUUACGCUGGAGACAACAGCAGGAAAUUUUUUUUUUUAUUUUUAUCACUGAAAGAGCCGAGGACACUUUUGACAUGCAGAAAAACCAAACGACAUUUCAGGCCGCAUAUUUAUGAGUCAGUGUACCUACAGCAGUAUUCUCAAGUCCACACGUUCACUCCCCUUCCUGCAGAUCCAUUCACAAACUACUCAUUGUUUAACUUAUCUCUCAGAUGCUGCGUUUUCUCAAGAAGUACAUGUAUUUUAUUGUUGGCCUGUCUUCUUUGAAGGAGUGAGUGGUGCUUUCACAGUUUGUCCCAUAUAAAUAUUAUGAUCACUGAAUGCAACACAUGUAAGCUCAGUAUCUCAGCAGCAUGCACUCUGGUCUUUGUUGCCAACAAACCUCAAUUAUUUUGUUACACUUUUUUUAUUGUUAUAGUUUUGUUAUAAUUAUUUCGUAUAUGGUGUAUACACUGAUGAGCUGCAACAACGUUUGGUGAAAGACAUCCCAUCACAGCGCACUGUGCCAAAAGUCACGGGCCUCCAGGGAAAAACUCAGAGUAGGCUGUACUUGUCCACGCAAUCUCGCCACUCUGCCGCUUCCAAAGGAUUCAGUCGGCUGCCCAGACGGAGACGUCCACUCCACACCUGAGGAGGAGCCAAAUGACUUAGAGCCUGCGGUUUGUUGUUGGAGCAGAUCGGUGUAUUUUACAGUUAAAUUCAUGGUGCUAACAUGUCGGUCCAUGCAGAGUACACGUUUUUGAAAAAAGGGAUUCGGGGGCAAAGUAUUUGUUAUGAGUUUGUACUUUCUGUGAAACAAUGUUUUAUAUUUUGUCACUAUAAAAAAAUAAAAUGGAGGUAUAUGAUUGCCUCAAAAGGUUGAUGUUCGUGUUUUUGAGCAGAAUCAAUGAAUAUCUUUUAAUAAACAUGUAUUUAGGUUGAAUAGAGUAGAAUAGAAUUUAGAAUUUAAGCUUUAUUACUCCCAAAGAAAAUUCAAAAGCGGCCAUCUGCUUGCAUUUAUAACCACACUAUCAUAUAAAAAGAACAAAAAACAUUUAAAAAAUUAAAAGAUUAAAAUCUAUCAAUAAAAAAUACAAUGAAAUCAUAAAAAAUUC
Messenger RNA from Oryzias melastigma (Indian medaka), 6787 nucleotides. It is a transcript of the gene col5a3b, whose product is annotated as collagen, type V, alpha 3b. The record is from RefSeq and is a predicted model, not a curated record. The transcript has 66 exons. Gene Ontology annotation, molecular function: extracellular matrix structural constituent. Bases 476 to 5689 code for a protein of 1737 amino acids. Lineage: Eukaryota; Metazoa; Chordata; Actinopteri; Beloniformes; Adrianichthyidae.